Caenorhabditis sp. 36 PRJEB53466 is the source of this 10550-nucleotide messenger RNA. The record is from the annotation of a GenBank genome assembly. Lineage: Eukaryota; Metazoa; Nematoda; Chromadorea; Rhabditida; Rhabditidae.
AUGCUAACAAUCAUCGUCUGGCUUCUGCUACCGGCUCUCGGCGUCGGCGACGAGCUCAUUUCGACCAGAUGCCAGGCGCAAUGCCUUCAUUUGAUGGACGAGCGGUUACACGUGAGUUUUUGUACUGUUUUUUGGGGCAGAGCGGCGCCUGACAGUCUCAAAAUCCGGCUUCGGCUUGCUGUGACUGAGAAUUCGGUGACUUUUCAUAGAAUCAUAGAUUCUUCCCUCCUCCACAAUCACCAAUCACUUUAGUACAGUAUCAGGCUUGUAAAUCUUGUCCCCCCUCCCCCCUUUUCGCGUUAUCUCAAUUCUUGAUCUCUACCGGAAUUCGCCCUUGAUUGACAUGUUUGUACACUACCAACCCGGGAGUCCAGGGGGGACCAUGUCACCUGGAAGAAGCAUGUAUACAGUAACCCGAUAGUUGCACUUGAAAAAAAAAACAAACGCGGCUCUUUGUCGUCGUCGGCAUGCACACGCAAAAAGCGAGACACAAUAGCAAUAGGUGAUGGAUAGAUAAUACAAGUGGUCAUCGAGCCGAACCGGGGGGGGACCAGUGGUGCACUUUUGCAGUUACGCAACUUUAGUACAUGACAUUAACCUCAACUGUGAGAGCGGCGCGCUUUUGAUGUGCUAUUGUGUCUGCAAAACAUUAUAAAAGCGUCUAGAGUUGCGUAACUUUUGUAUCAAAAGCGACCAUCUUUGAGUGAGAGUAUGUUGGUACUUGAUUAUUAUCACAACACAUUACAACUCAGAGUUGAGCGGAAGAACACAACGGAAGAAUUUUUUUAUCUUUUUUAGAAAAUUUUUUCAUGAAAUGUGAUCAACUGACGAAAUGUAGAGCAAAUUGAACUGUGCUCAUAGAAAAAUAAUUGUAAAUUUAGCAAUUCAUACAAAAAAGUUAAGGGCUAACCGAAGACGGAAAGACACAUUUUCACGCAACAACUCGAAUAACUUUUUUGUAUGAAUCGCUAAAUUUACAAUUAUUUUUCUAUGAGCACAGUUCAAUUUGCUCUACAUUUCGUCAGUUGAUCACAUUUGAUGAAAAAAUUUUCUAAAAAAGAUAAAAAUUAUUCCGCUCAACUCUGGCUGCAAAUGCACAGAACGCCCUCCAUUACUAACAAACAAAGCAACAAUUGUCUUCCGAGGUACGUCGUCUCGUUUCCUGUGUCCAUCAGAGAUAACUACAGGUGUCAUAUGUUAUUCUAACCGAAAUGCCUGUUGUGUGUUGUAAAAGCAGCGAUGAGACAGCUGUGUGUGCGGGACCUAAAAUUAAUGCUAUGUUGACUCUUCUUAUCCCUCCAAAUGACACUAAAACGCAUCAAUUCGAAAGUUUUAUUGGUGCACAAGGAGAGCGCCUAGACGCACACUUAAUAAGUGUGAAAGAAUGUCCUUACGGUGUGUGCGAACUUUUGUGUUUCGAAUGAGAAAAGGGGUCCGCGCGAGCGAGGAGGAGGUCGCGUUGUAAGUGCACUCGAGAAGAAGGUCUUUCGAGGAUGAAUGGUGGUGGGGGGGGGGCAAAAAGGACAAUAUGGACUGCUGCUGGGGGUUCCAAAAAGUACCGUAACCGUGUGUCUCUCCAUAAAUUUCGCGCACUAACCGAUCCCCCCCCCACCGAAAUCUUGAUAAGAGCGACGUGCUUCCAAUGACAACACAACAUGAUUUACUACUGAUUUAUGCCCCCAGCCAUAAGAAGACCACACACACACACACAUGAAAUCGUCACGCAUCACCGAAGAGGAAUUCCGCAAGUGGUGGUGGACGGCAAUUAGUUUUAUGGAGAUGUCUCUGCCGCGAGAUUGAGAUUUAGAUAUAUACAACUCUUACUCGAAAUCCUCCUCGUAGGCAAAGCUUCUUGAGGAGGAGCGGUGAAGACGAAUAAUUAUUAUAAUGAAUUUCGCAAUGUAUAUUAGAUCUUGGCCUCAAAGUUGUGUGAACGUUUGGACACAGGGACGUUUCGCAACCACCAAGUCACUUUGCAACCGAGACAUCUUUUAUUUGUCAUGACAAUUGACGACAAUCUGCCUUUGUUUUUGCAACUUUCAAGCAAAGCAUCGUCUAGUUGCAGAAAGAGUUGAACGGAAGAACACGGAAGAAUUUUUUUUAUCUUUUUUAGAAAAAUUUUUCAUGAAAUGUGAUCAACUGACGAAAUGUAUAGCAAAGUGAACUGUGCUCAUAGAAAAAUAAUUGUAAAUUUAGCGAUGCAUACAAAAAAGUUAAGGGCCAACGGAAGACGAAAAGACAUUUUCACGGAACAACUCGAAUAUAACUUUUUUGUAUGAAUCGCUAAAUUUUCAAUUAUUUUUCUAUGAGCAGAGUUCACUUUGCUAUACAUUUCGCCAGUUGAUCACAUUUCAUGAAAAAAUUUUCUAAAAAAGAUAAAAAUUCUUCCGUGUUGUUGUUCUUCCGUGACUCUUCCGCUCAACUCUGGUUGCGGAAUGUCCUAUCAGUUGCAAAACGUCCAAGCAUAGUCGAAGCAGUUGCAAAGCGUCUUCUCCUCAAAUCGGAGCGCCCAACCCACAGUGACCCCAGGGAGGGGGGGUCAGGUGUGUGUUGUUAGUUUGGCGGCGGCUCAUCCUUUCCGCCACAAAAAACACCAUCAAUCAGUGACACGGGGCGGGCGGGCGGCUCGGCAGCCAGAUGGAUAAUAUAGACAAAAGGAAGAAGUGACUUGGUGAUGAGGGUGGCCGGCGGCCGAAGGUCAAUCAUCUUUUCUAACUUUACUACUAUGUACAACACUUGCCACUAACUUUUUUUUGCCACUACUUUUCUCUUUUGCUGGCGAGCGGGCAGCAGCGGCAGGAAGCACACAUAAUUAUGGGGGGUGUUGCAAAGGGAAAAAGCGAGGCGAUGGCAGUUUUGAAUGGAAAAGAAAAAGGUUCACUCAAGGCUGGUCCCUAGAGGAUCGCCUACAAAACUUUCCUACGGUACUUUUGGCGCCAAACUUCCGGCGCCCAUUCUCAUUCUCAUUGCGAUGAACAUCUGUCGAAUUAUUGUAACCUUUCCGCUCGCCAUUCGAUGCUUAUCUUCACCAAGUCACUCACUCACUCACUCUCUCUCAUCCAUCUUCUUCUAAAUGUCUUCCCCGGUGGCGCCAAGAAGGGUGGCGCCACUCCAGUUUUGAGAGAGAGAGAGAGAGAGAACCGAAUUGAUUGAGUCGCUCGUAAAGAACGAAUUUUGUGUAAAUCUUUAUGAAUCAUGAGGACCGGAACAUAUGGCUCGACGACAAAGAACCGAACAAUAGAGGGAUGGGAAGAGCGUCGUCGCUCACAAAGUUCUCAUUAAUAUUUCAUCAAAAGUUCUCGCACGACUCCUGAGAGAAUCGACACCCGUUCACAAAAUAUUCGUUCACACAAAUCGGCGAGUGGUGGAUGGAUACAUUAGCAUAUUGUACAUUUCAAGGGGGGGGGGGAUCAAAGACGGGCGGCAAUGAUUUGUGGAUGACGUGGCACGACGGUCUGGCCUAAUGAAUUAUUAGCGAGAAGAGGGGGCAUUGCGUCGUCGGUGAUUAGACGGCUCUUUAGCUCUUUUUGGGGUUCUCUUGAGAAUUGAAUGGAAUGCACUGUGGGGGCGGCUCACAUUUUUCGACAUCCUCAGCAGAGUUGAGCGGAAGAACUCAACGGAAGAACACGGAAGAAUUUUUAUCUUUUUUAGAAAAUUUUUUCAUGGAAUGUGAUCAACUGACGAAAUGUAUAGAAAAGUGAAUUCUGUUCAUAGAAAAAUAAUUGUAAAUUUAGCUUUUCAUACAAAAAAGUUAUUCGAGUUGUUCCGUGAAAAAAGGGCAAACGGAAGACGGAAGGACAACAACUCGAAUAUAACUUUUUUGUAUGAAAAGCUAAAUUUACAAUUAUUUUUUUAUGAGCACAGUUCACUUUUCAAUACAUUUCGUCAGUUGAUCACAUUCCAUGAAAAAAUUUUCUAAAAAAGAUAAAAAUUCUUCCGUGUUCUUCCGUUGAGUUCUUCCGCUCAACUCUGAUCCUCAGGCAGUCCUAGUCGAAUUCGUCUCUGAAAGAAUGGACGAACUUUUCCACUCGCACACCCUCGGCCACGUCUAAUUACCGUUCUGGCGCAUCGCGAACCGCCUCAAAAAGAAACACUUAACCUGUAAUUAGCAAUGAAGCAAGCGUACACAAAUAAUUGGCACCGUAUUGUUGCUUUUCUCGUCGUUUUCCGGAACACCCUUUGAAAUACCGCAAAGCUAUACAAUACUUUUCUCUCUUUUUUACUUGAUUUUGGCACCGCCGAUUCGUCGUCACCGAUUAUUUAUGGGGGAGGCGAAAACGACGCCGAUGCAUCAGUGUCUGUGGCAAAAAAGAAGACAUGGUGCCAGAUGGCGACACGGUUUUUAUGGUUGUGUGUGGGCAGGAAUAGAGGAGGGACACAAAAACAUUUGAGACAUCGGCUGCGGCGGUUUGAAAUCGGAGAAGAGUUAAAAGAAGAGAAAAAUGAGGCGGGGGGCGGUCAGGUUACGGUACUUCUUUCGGCACUGCUUCGAAAACUGCGCAUAACCUGAAAUUGAGGCGUUUUUCGAUAAAAUGCUCAACUACAAAGUUGUUCAGCUUGAAAUUUGACACACUUUUUCUGUUGACCACUUUUUCGAAUAGCCAUUAGUUCUCCAGAUACGUGCAUUAUUCUUCUUCCACCCGACUUCCCCAUUCCAUCUCAAUUUCCGUUAAUUCCAAAUCCUACACUUUUCGUUCUCUUCUUCAUAUUCUUGGAAUCCGUAUUAGUGCCGCGUCAUUUGGCACACUGUCUGUCUACUUUUGGACGAACGAACGGACGGAAGACAGCACCCGAAUAAUCCGGAAAGUACACACUGCGCGAAAACAGACUAGGACGCCAAUGUUCACGCCUGAAUUAGUUUUCCCCCCGCCCGAAGACGGUGUAUGUACAUAUUGUCACCAAACCGCUAAGAUUUGGUAGUGGGGGGGGUCUAAAACUUUUAGGCUAAAAGUGAGCAUCGCAAAAGCCUAAUAGCAACAAUAUCUCGUUUUGCAGAGCAAUCAGGAGCUGCGCAAGUCGCUCAAACAUCACAUAAUUCAGAUGUGCAAGGAGGACGCGACGUGUUCGGCUGUGAGUUUUAGUACUGUUUGCGGUUGCGAUUACUAUAAUAGCGAGCGGAACCCGCCGGGGAGGGGGCAACACACAUGUACAUGAGCGAUCGAUGGAUCCAACUAGAAUUCAUGGCCGUUUUUGAUGCACGAGGUUAGCUCUUGACGACACACUCGAGAAACAGAUGAAGUGUACUCGAUACAUUGUGUCAUACAGCACACACACCAACAGCUGCUCCCGGCUCCAUUUUGGGGUGGUACCACCACUACGGGACCCCAAAAAAAGAGAAUGAAAGGGGGGAAUCUCAUCUGGAGAAGAGUCGAGUGAUUGAUGGGCUUCUGGCGCCACCUACCACCACCACCAUAAGGAGAGAGCGUAAACGAGCCGCGACGAAUUGGAAAGACCCAAAUUUCCGGCGGUCCCUCACCCCUCCCCCCAUCUGUCAUGAUCUCGGAUUGAUCAUGAGUCAGCUGUUGGAUUUUUGAGGGGUUUUACAUAGAUGUGCUAGGCACCUAAACGUGUAACUUGUGACAAUUUUUAACAAACGUCGACUAGGCGCCGUGUUGAACCGUAAUGCCGCGUCCAAAAAGUCUCGGAAAACGCGCAAAUCUCGCGGAAAUUUGCGGGAAAUCCGGGGUGCGCACAGCUGAACGAGUGUUACCGUACACCAUAAAAACUACGGUGUUUUUUUGAAAAUUUACCCAAGAAAUUUGAAAAAAAUUUCAAACAUUCUUGAGAAAUUUAAAUUUUUUUUCAAAAAAAUUCCGUUGAAAAAUUUACCCAACAAGAAAUUUGAAAAAUUUUCAAAUAUUCUCGAGAAAUUUAAAUUUUUUUCAAAAAAAUGCCGUUGAAAGUUUGCCCAACAAGAAAUUUGAAAAAUUUUUCAAAUAUUCUCGAGAAAUUUAAAUUUUUUUCAAAAAAAUACCGUUGAAAGUUUGUCCCAACAAGAAAUUUGAAAAAUUUUCAAAUAUUCUCGAGAAAUUUAAAUUUUUUUCAAAAAAAUACCGUUGAAAAAUUUACUCAACAAGAAAUUUGAAAAAAAUUUCAAAUAUUCUCGAGAAAUUUAAAUUUUUUUCAAAAAAAUACCGUAGUUUUAUGGUGUACGGUGACACUCGUUCAGCUGUGCGCACCCCGGAUUUCCCGCAAAUUUCUGCCGUCUUUGGACUGCAAAAUCCGCGAGAUUUGCGGGUUUUCCGAGACUUUGAACGCGGCAUAAGUUAGGCGCUCACGAUCUAUGAUAGAGAUGAUGGCCUAGGAUCCGACACAGGCGAAAGUUCGGUCACCUUGACUUUUAGCUUCUAGCUUCUAAGGUAUCUAUACAAAAAUGCUCCCGUCCAAACUCUUUAAAGUUCAGACCCGUACACGAAUCACAGGGCCCGCGUCAAUUAGCGCGACCAGACGGGCGGCGGCAAGUUCAAGAAUCUCGGACACAUAAAAAUGCUUAACGACACACGGCCAGAUGUGUCAUUUUCUUUGCUCUGCACCCAUAAUUACCGUAAUCGUAGAGCGUCGUUAACAUCAUUUUGUGUGGUGUGGGAGCUUUCCGAGAUUUCGGAACUAUUUGGUAACAUGUGGGGGGGGGGGUAAUACUUUGUCAUAAUUAUACCCUUCAAGUGGCACGCGGGGCCUACUCGACAAAACAUUUAUGCGUUUGAUUCGCGAGACUGAAUCGAAUUAGCUCGAUGAUUAUGAUGGAAUGAGUGGGAGGGCAAAAGUGUCACAACAACAAGAAGCAGAUAUUGUCCAAUUCGAACUGCAUAAUGCUGACAUUUUUCAGUGCUCCGCACCUUGCCGCGAACAAUUCGACGAUAUCAAAGCGUGCAAAAAGUCGUGUGUCUCGUCGGAUGACAGGGAAAUGUGCGAGGAUUCGUGUCACUACGUGCAAACGAUAUAUCAGGAAAAGCCCGGAGCGUGCCCGAGCGUUAGAAAUCAAUCGAACUACGUAGGAGAUUUGAGCGGCUCCGUCACUAUUCACCUCUUUUUUGCAGGAGUGCUCAGCGCUGUGCCAGAUGGACGGCGACUGUGCGGAGACGCAAAAGUGCUGCUCGUCGGGCUGCUCGCGCCAGUGUCUUCGGCCCCGAUCCGCCGACGUCAAACUGCUGCCGAUCCCGCGAAACAUCACGGUGCAGGAGCGGAAGCGGAAGCGAAGUAUCAUAAUUCGAUGGGCGACCGGACGGCUCUCGAGAGCGCAGCAAAACGAGAACGCCAACCUGUUUUUGGUGCAGUGGCGAUGGGGUGUGCACGCCGGCGAGCACGCGAUGACCGAGUGGCAGACGGUGACGGUCCGCAACAAACCCUACGCGAUUCUCAAGCACUUGCUCUCGCCCGGACGCUUCUAUCAGUUCCGAAUCGCCGCCGUUUCGCAGGAGGGAAGUCUCGGCUUCAGCACCGCUUCGCAGCCCUUCAAGAUUUCGAAAGAGGCGAAAGCGCCGCCGCCGCCCAAGGAUAUGUCGUUGGGCGCGUCGAAAUUGAUGUCGAACGGGUUGUGGAAUCAGAUGGUCCAUUGGAACCCGCCGCCCAGCGAUUUGCCCAUCAAGAACUAUCAGGUAAGAGAAUGAAUGUGGUUUGAAGUGAUAUUGUUCAUCCCUAGUACUUUUCUCUUCUACACGGUCUCCUCAGAGCUUACAAUGGGCGUGCAAGUGCGCCCCGCCCAAUAGAGCGAUACAUUGGCGCGAAAUUCAAAUUUUAACAGCAAAUUUUGUGUUUUUUGCCAGAUUAACCACUAAAAAUUGAUAAUUUCUCAUUUUUCUCUCGAUAGGCCGAUAGUAUAGGCUAUUACGAAUUUUUUAAGCGAAAGAGCGUCAAAUUUGGUCAAGUCGCAAAUCACAUUUAUCCGUUUGAAGGUUUUUGGCUAAAACUGCGUGAAUUUCAGUUGCUUUUCGGUAAUUUUCGCGGUUCGAGCGCUCAAAAUGCUUGUAUUCACGUGAUUUAUCAUUCUCAAAACCAAUUCUGUCGGAAAACGGUCAAGAAAGCGCAAAAUGAGAAGGGCGGUUUUUAGGCUGCGAAAUCCACGAAAAUGAGCGCCAAAACGUCAUUAAUUCUGAGAAUUAGUGUGUUUUCAUUUCGCGCAAUCAUUUUUCAUCGCCGUUGACCACAAAAAUCCGAAAAAAAACGUGCUCAAUUCAUGAAAAUGCCAUUUGGCCGCCGAGGCCACGCCCAUAUUGUCGGCUCUGGAGACCGUGUUCUAGUUGACAUUUUCUUGGUACAAGUUGUGGGUAACUUCUAGGAGCUACAGUACUCUUCACAAAAGUCGUCAACUACAAAACUAGAGUAUUUUGGCAAUUGACAACUGUCUUGUAAAAGUACUGCUCAGUAAAGUCUUCUAUUGCAACCCAAAAAAAGGUGUUGAGCAAGCAAAGCCACCUGUUGCGUGGGCGGCAUAUGGUGCAUCGAAUAAAGUAAUCUCGGCGUGUUUGCCGAGAGGCUCACACCUUUUGAAGUGGCCCCGAAUGCCCACUAAUCCCUCAUUCCAAUGCACUUGAGGGUGUGUUCACAUGAGAAUUCAUUGCCAACCCGAAUGGACCGAAUGUUCUUUCAGAUCUCGUGGGCCGCGUCGACAAAGUCCGAAGCCGACGCGUUCGAGGAGCAAAUGCGAAAAAAGAGCACUCUUGAGUUUGCGGCGCACGAGAAACGAAGCCUGUCGGAUGAGGACGAAGAGUGGGGCAUUCAGGAGCGGGACCGGCACUCGCUGGUGGUCCCGAGUCACUCGAGCAACACGGAAAUCACGGGCCUCUUCCCGAACAGUGUGUAUAUUGUGGAAGUGCACGCGUCGGUGGAUUCGAGCGACGGCGAGCUGCACGGCGAGAACGGCAUCGUGUUCAUCAGGACUUCUGGGCCUUCUGGAGUGGCGGCGGCGGCGUCUGACGAACCGUAUACGGGACCGAUUGCUCGAAUUGCUCAUGAAAGUGAGGAGCUGACCCUGGAAGAGGUGACCACUGUCGCGUCGCCAACCAAAAAACGAGUGCAACCAACUGCUGCGGCCUCCUCCGUCGCUCACUUGGAAAUCCAGAAGCCGUUCUUCGACGCCGAGCUCCAGACCAAUCUAAACUGGCUGAAUAGCGUCCAUUGUACGCCCGGCAAGCGACAAUUCUCGGUGAAAGUGCGGAAAACGUUGUGCCGAGAGUACCAGCCGAACCAUCAUUCGGACACGAGAUGGCACGAUCUGCGCGUCUCCGACUGCUCGGCGCUGCUCAAAGGACUCAGUUUCGAUUGCGACUACAAAGUGGAAGUGACGGACACGCUGACCGGGGAGCCCGUCGUCGACGGUGUCUUCUCCACAGACACUUGCGAACAGACGAACGCGUUGAGUCCGAUCGAGUGCUCGAGUCUGACGACUCCGAUCCAGUGCCAGGUGACUUCCGAAUCGUCGGCGCACUGCCAUUGGACACGUCAUCACGACGCGACGCAGACAGUCAUUGGAUACCGUAUUCUGUUGAGCUCUCCGAUCAAUCAGGACACUAACACCACCAUCAAUCAGCCGCAGCUUCGGGAAGUUCGCUACGAAAGUCUGCAGCCGGGAUAUGUUUAUACUGUUGAGGUUUGUGUGAUUUACUAAGGAAUGGCCCCCGGCUUUUGGAAUGAGACCUAUAUGAUUUGAAAGAGAAUUUCACGGAGCUCUCAAUUAUUGCUAAAGAGCACUGGCUGGCGAGAAAAUCUGCCUGUUUCUGCCACAUUUUACUAGCAAGUUCAUCUUCGGCGACGUGUAUCUCAAGAACCACGCGUCCGUUGCAAAAGUUGUCAACUAGUAAGUUAACGCAAAUUAUCUCGUGAAUAACUUUGUAGUUGAUCGUCUAUUUUUAAAAAAAUUAGUUUUCGAGUUAUGAACUGUUUUCCUAUCGUCGCUCCGACCCCCCAGCACUAACUUUUUUCUUGUCGCUCUUGGAAAACAGUUCAUAACUCGAAAACUAAUUUUUUUUAAAAUAGACGAUCAACUACAAAGUUAUUCACGAGAUAAUUUGCGUUAACUUACUAGUUGACCACUUUUGCAACGGACGCGUGGUUCUUGAGAUACAGGGGUCGCCGAAGAUGAACUUGCUAGGAAAUGUGACAGAAACGGGCAGAUUUUCUCGCCAGCCAGUGAGUGCUCUUUAGCAAAAAUGGAGAGCAGAUUCGGAUUCUCCGUGAAAUUCUCUUUCGAAUCAUAUCGGUCCCAUUCCAAAAGCAUUCCAAAAAAGUGUUCAACUACAAAAAUAAAGUUCACAAAUUGAACUUCAAUUUUGUAGUCGAUCACUUUUCUGUGCAAUAAUUCCCAAGACUACUGUAGCUGUUGGAAGCCUACACACCCAAAUUCCCCGUAUUUUCAGGUGCAAAGCAUCACGAACAAAGGUCUGGGACGGACGGUGAGCACUCAAUUCGUGACGCAUUCCGAUUUGGAUCAAAACGCGAUUCAACGCUUUCCGGGCGGCGAAAUCAUCGAAUUGCCGCUGGAAUCGUCGUCCCCAACGCGCCCACUUCUUCUCUCUCUUUCCCUUCUUUUCCUUUUGCUCUGGAGGUUAUUGUAG